AACUUUUGUAGGAGACGGACGUUGGCGGCGCAUACGGAUAAUUUGGGUUCGUUGGUCCGUUGAAGAGUGUUGACGGAGACUGAGAUCUAGACGGCAGUUAGCCAUUCAUAUGACAGUAUGGAUAGUAGCGCCAAGCCAAAGCGCAAAAAUCCGCGCCAGAAUGCCAAUAUUAUAUCACAAUUAAUAUUUGCCUGGGCGAUACCCUUACUAUAUCGCGGAUCCCGUAAAGGCCUGAAUACGGAUGACCUGACGGAAUGCCUCAAGGAUGAUCGAUCCGAACAACUGGGCGACCUUUUAGAGAUUGAAUGGUUUAAGGAACUGGAACGAUCCCGUCGCAAAAAAAAGAAGGCCCAGCUUAGAAAUGCUUUGUUCCGAUGCUUUCUAUUGGAGACGAUCAUUAGUGGCCUGAUUUGCUUAAUCUACAUAGUGAUCAAGACCUUGAUUCCAGCUGUUCUUGCGCAAUUGUUGAUUCAGUUUCAAAAAGCUCCUGUUUCGGAAGAUAGACAAAUUGCACUCAAUGCCUCAUCGGUAUCGGAUUCCCUAAAUCGAACUGCACGUGCGAUUGGUAAAUAUGUGAUGAGUCGGACUGUCGCUGUUUCUACCAAUAAUACCAUCUCCCCCAAUUCCCUGGAUAAGGACCAGCCACUGAAAUGGCCAUCGGAACCUAAAUUAGAAGAAGUGGAUUACCUUGACAGCAAUGAAGUGGGUGACACCGAUAUACGAAAUCUCAUGGACCGGAUUGUCGAAUAUGUGUGGAACGAUGCUUACAGUUUGGGUGCCGUUUUGGUGACCUCGACGCUUUUUUGCUGCUUCUUACUGCAUCAUGUGGACCUACGACAGCGCCUAAUGGGAGCCAGAAUGCGAAUUGCUUGCUGUUCCCUAAUCUACCGGAAAACCUUAAGGCUUUCGAUGAAAACUGCCGGCCAGACACCAGCUGGCUACUUAAUAAACCUGCUGUCCAACGACGUGAAUCGUCUGGAUUAUGGCUUCAUAUUCAUGCACUGGAUUUGGAUAAUGCCACUGCAAGCGAUGCUUACUUGCUACCUGAUUUGGCUGAAGAUUGGGAUACCGGCGGUGGUGGGAGUAGUUGGAUUGCUGCUGAAAACAGUGCCAGUGCAAACGGCCUUGAGCAAAGUAACCUCAGUGCUGCGGAUGAGAAUUGCGGAACGGACGGACGCGAGAGUGGGCAUCAUGAAUGAGCUGGUGCAGGGCAUUCAGGUAAUCAAGAUGUACGCCUGGGAGAAACCCUUCCAGGCAGUGGUAGCCGAAGCUCGGCGACGCGAGAUCAAGCAGAUCCGCUAUGCAUCCUACCUGAGAGGCUUCUACCUCAGCACCAUGGUGUUCACUGAGCGUUCCACCCUUUACAUCACUUUGGCAGCGGCCGCUCUUCUGGGUCAAACCAUUACCGCAGACUUUGUGUUCUCGGCAGCCAGUUACUACAACAUCCUGCAACUAGUGGCUGCCAUUUGGUACCCACUUGCCGUGAGCUUUGGAGCAGAAGCCCUGGUUUCCUUACGUCGAAUUCAGGACUUCCUGAUGCUUGAGGGACGCGAGGAGAUUACCCAAGGACUUACCCAUAAACGGGAUCAAGAUGGUGGGGAUUCCAGAGCUGUGACCAUCAAGGACAUAAACGCCAGUUGGGAUAAUGAGAAGCCACAAAGGACACUGCAAAAUAUUAAUCUGCAGAUCGAGAAGGGCCAACUAUGUGCGGUGAUUGGCCCUGUGGGUGCUGGCAAGAGUUCCAUACUCCAGUUACUUCUGGGUGAACUGCCUGUCAUCGAUGGUGGAGUGGUGAUCCAGGGAGAUCUUUCCUAUGCAGCCCAAGAACCUUGGCUCUUUACGGGAUCCGUAAGAAAUAAUAUCCUGUUUGGCGAGGAUUACGAAAAGAAACGCUACCAGGAGGUAACACGAUGCUGUGCCCUCACCACAGAUUUCCAACAACUGGCGAAUGGUGACAAAACCAUUGUGGGUGAGCGAGGAGCAUCCUUAUCCGGGGGUCAAAGAGCCCGCAUCAGCUUGGCUCGAGCAGUAUAUAAACAUGCCGAGAUCUAUCUGAUGGACGAUCCGCUAUCCGCCGUGGAUGCCCAUGUGGGCAGGCAUCUGUUUGAUGAGGUGAUUGGACCUAGGGGACGACUGGCUCAGUUGAAGGCCACUCGCAUAUUGGUCACUCACCAGGUUCACUUCUUGUCCGAGGCCGAUAUCAUUGUGAUUGUGGACCAAGGUAGGAUUUUGAGGCAGGGCACCUAUCAAGAACUGAUCAACAGUGAUCUGGACUUUGCAAAGCUGCUCGAGAGGCCCAAGGAAGAGGAGGAAGCGGAAAACAGUCGCAUUCAAUCGUCUCCACAUAGUUUGAGCUUGGAGAGCGACGACGAGGACAUACCCUUCAUCGAUGGCGUAAAAGAUGGUUAUCAGCAGUUGAGAAAGCAGAGCAGCUCGGUCCAUGGCAGCAAGUCGUUGGACAGCACACAGCAAGAUGAAGAGGUAGAUGAGGAUGCUCUGGCUGAGGCUCAAGCAUCUGGUGGGAUUUCACCUCGAGUUUGGUACGAGUACUUCCAUGCGGGAAGUACUCUCCUGAGCUUCAGUCUCAUGGUGUUUGUGAUGAUAAUGUCCCAGGUGGUGUGCAGCAGUUCGGACUUCUUUGCCAAUAUCUGGACACAGCAGGAACACCAGAGAUCGCAGGGAGAGGCCACCACAUAUACCACCUUUGAGUGCAUGUACAUUUACGGAGCUCUUAUCAUCGCCGUGGUGAUCAUGUCAACGUUCCGAGGCUUUCUGUUCUUUAAGAUCUGUAUGCAUGCCUCAAAGGUGUUGCAUGACCGCAUGUUCGCAUGCAUCUUGCACGCCACAAUGCGAUUCUUUGAUACCACUCCGUCGGGAAGGAUUCUGAAUCGUUUCUCCAAGGAUAUGGGCGCCAUUGAUGAGUUGCUUCCGCGUGCCAUGAUGGACUUUAUACAGAUCGCCUUGGUGAUGUUUGGCAUUUUGAUUGUGAUUGGAAUACUGAAUCCGGUUCUGGUGGCUGCCAUGUUGGUGGUGGCAAUUGUGGAUAUACUCAUCUUGAAGUUGUACCUGAGACCGUCUCAGGACCUCAAGCGUUUGGAGGGCAUCUGCCGCAGUCCGGUAUUCUCUCACCUGAGCGCUUCUCUCUCGGGUCUGGCUAUUAUUCGUUCCCGUCAGUUGCAGGAUGUGGUGGCAAAGGAGUUUGAUUUGCUGCAGGAUGUGCACAGCAGCGUUUGGCAACUGACCAUGGCCUCGAAUACGGCUUUGGGAUUGUGGUUAGAUUGUGUCAGCUGUGUCUUCCUCACCGCAGUCACCUUCAGUUUCAUCAUCUCCAGUGAAUCGACUUACAGUGGCAACGUUGGCUUGGCCAUUGCCCAGGCUAUGAUCUUAACCGGAAUGGUGCAAUAUGGAGUGCGACAGGUGGCCGAGUCCUUGCAGCAAAUGACCAGCGUGGAGCGUGUUUUGCAGUACACAGAACUUGAACAGGAACCGGCGCUGAGCGAGAAGACCCCACCGCAGCAGUGGCCACCUCGUGGUCAGGUUGAGUUCCGUAAUAUGAACUGUCGCUACGAUCCCAAUGGAUCCCCGGUGCUUAAGAACCUGAAUCUCACCAUCGAGGCGGGCUGGAAGGUGGGCAUUGUUGGACGUACAGGAGCCGGGAAGUCAUCGCUGAUUGGAGCUCUCUUCCGACUGGCACACAUCGAGGGGGAAAUUUUCAUCGAUGGUGUUGAGACGGGAACGAUUUCAUUGGAGAUCCUGCGCACUCGCAUCUCAAUUAUUCCCCAGGACCCUGUACUGUUUUCGGCCACUAUCCGCUACAAUCUAGAUCCUUUCGAGCGGUAUACAGAUGCUGAGUUGUGGAGCGCUUUGGAGGAUGUGGAGCUCCGCGGUGCCAUUCCCGGCCUGGACUACAUGGUCACGGAAAGGGGCAGUAAUUUCAGCGUGGGUCAGCGUCAGUUGCUCUGCUUGGCAAGAGCUAUUCUGCGUAACAACAAAGUUCUGGUCCUGGACGAAGCCACGGCCAAUGUGGAUCCACAAACCGACGCCCUGAUCCAGCGCACCAUCCGAAUCAAGUUCAAGCAAUGCACUGUUCUCACCGUGGCUCACCGCUUGCACACCGUGAUGGAUUCCGAUCGGAUUAUUGUAAUGGAUGCCGGCUAUGCCGUGGAAUUUGAUGUACCUCAUCUGUUGCUUAAGAAGUCCCAAGGACAUCUCCGGCAAAUGGUAGAAGCCACUGGCGGAGAGGCGGAAGCGCUCAAGAAGACAGCCAGUGACAGUCACAAAAGGAUGCAGAGAGAUCGGGAUGAGCGUGAUCGCGAGGAGGAUGAGAGUCAGGAGUGAGAAGCGGUGGCCUAAAAUCGCAUUUACCCAAAUCUGGUGCUUAAAAUGGCUCAAGGUUGCAAUUAUUGGGCUUCCUUGUCCAAAAACGAAAGCCGUACCAAAUGUUUUUCCUUUAUACACACGUUUUUUAUGUUAUUAAUAAUUCAUGUACUUAGUUUUUUAGUUAAGUUUGUAAACGAAAAGUCUAGAUGUGCUGCCUUAAAUGUAUUGUACUUAGAUAUAAUCUCCACCAGGGACUGCAGUGUUGAAUUUGUAAAAAAAACUUUAUUGUAGGCCGCCACUAAAAAGUACGCGGAACAUGACAAAAAAAGAUACUUAAAUUCUGGUUUAAAACUAGAACUGAAUGGGGUCAACCUUAAAGGGUCAGUUGGUUACUCUUGACUUAACCACACUCAUUAGUUAGUUCAUUAAAUAUAUACUGUAUAUAUAUUCUGUACAUUAUUGAAAGUGAAUAUUUAUAAAACUGAACCAAUGUACUUGAAACAUUAGAUAGAAAUAAAUAAAUAAUUGAGUUUAUUAAUAUAUAAA
Molecule: messenger RNA, 4866 nt
Organism: Drosophila eugracilis
Lineage: Eukaryota; Metazoa; Arthropoda; Insecta; Diptera; Drosophilidae
Gene: Cftr
Product: ATP-binding cassette sub-family C member 4
Exons: 8
Coding region: 118-4338 (1406 amino acids)
Biological process (GO): transmembrane transport
Cellular component (GO): membrane
Molecular function (GO): ABC-type transporter activity; ATP binding; ATP hydrolysis activity
Source: RefSeq, a predicted model, not a curated record